GUCUCGUACAUUCAGUCAAAGUGCUAAGGUGGAAAAUUUCUACGUAGUGCUCCCAACACACUGAACCAGGGUGUUGGGGUUUUCCUCUGUGUGGCGCGGGAAACGGUGAAGGAAAGUCAGAAGAAAAAAAAAGUUGUGUGAAGGUGGAUAUUUGCAUGAAAAAGUUAAAUUAACGUUCGCAAAGGAGUUCCUCUUUUUUGUGAAUUCCUUUACUUUAUUUUAUAUGAGAAGUGAGUGCCCCUUGAUGGAGUGCUGCAGUGACUUUAGAGAUACAAAUUAAAAAUAAACUUUUUGACGAAAUCCCACCAUGAGGCUGCUGAUGGAGACGUGGUGAUGAUGAGGAAUCAGGGAUUGAUCCCUGUCAGAGAAGCCUCGGUAAAAUAGAUGCGUUGUAGGACAGGGAAGAAGAACCAUUUACCAAAGAGGACACGACAGAUUAUCCUGUGAGGAAAACUCACUACACUGACAAGAAAAUUCACUCUGUGCUAGAAAAAAAAAAUUUGCAAAGGGAAUUGAGGGAGCAAGAAGGGAGCUCUGUGCAUUUUCCCAACAUCUUUAUUUAUACAUAAUAAAAUAUGCUGAUUAAGGAAUACCGAAUCCCGCUGCCGUUGACAGUGGAGGAGUAUCGCAUUGCUCAACUCUACAUGAUUGCCAAGAAGAGUCGCGACGAGAGCAGCGGUGCUGGCAGUGGUGUGGAAAUCAUCGUAAAUGAGCCAUACGUCGAUGGUCCCGGCGGGAGUGGGCAGUACACGAGAAAAAUCUACCAUGUUGGAUCACAUUUGCCAGGAUGGAUAAAGGGACUUCUCCCGAAGAAUGCGUUGAUUGUGGAGGAGGAAGCAUGGAAUGCGUAUCCGUACACCAAAACACGGUACACGUGCCCCUUCAUGGAGAAGCUGUCACUGGAAAUUGAGACUUACUACUUCCCGGACAAGGGAGAUCAGGAGAAUGUGUUCAAGCUCACAGGUGGUGAUCUCCGGAAUCGUCAAGUGGAUGUGAUUGAUAUUGUGAAGGAUCAACUGUACGGUGCGGACUACGUCAAGGAUGAGGAUCCAAAGCUGUAUGUGAGUGAGAAGACUACACGUGGACCACUACAGGAUGGCUGGAUCGAUGAGUACUGGAAUGAGGUGAAGAAUAAACAGCAGCCAACUGCCAGAAAUAUGGCCAUCAUGUGCGCCUACAAGUUAUGCCGUGUGGAAUUCCGCUACUGGGGUAUGCAGACGAAGCUGGAGAAGUUUAUUCAUGACACAGCACUGAGGAAAACCAUGCUGCGUGCCCACAGGCAGGCGUGGGCGUGGCAGGAUGAAUGGCAUGGGCUGACAAUGGAUGACAUCCGGGAGAUUGAGAGGCAAACCCAGCUGGCGCUGCAGAAGAAGAUGGGAAUGGAAAUGGGGGGAAGUGUUAGUGAGGGGAUGGAAAUGUUGGACGCAGAAACGGGCGGUGAGGGGCUGUCACCGGCUGUGGGGCGAUGCCAUCUCUCCGUGGGUGUGCAGGAAGCCAGCUUGGAGAGCUCCGAGGGGGAGGAUGAGAAUACCGAUGAAGUCACAUCGAAUUCCAACUCAAAGUACGCCAGUGCCAAGCACUACAUUUCACCCAAGAAUGCCCUCCCAUCGCCCCUGGGAUCAACAAAUAGUUUCGAUCUGCAGCUGGCAUCUCAAGCCCCUUUGAAAAAUGUGGCCAAUUGGCGAAUGGAGAAGCUGGAAGUGGACUCAAAAUCCGGAUCUGAAGAGGAAUUUUUCGAUUGUCUCGAUUCCGGAGAAUCCACUUCCCUGGCCAAAUGGAGCUCCCUGGAAUUGUUGCCAGAUGAGGAGGAUAGCCCACCGGCGGCUGUAAAGACGCAAGAAGAUAGUAUCUUUAGUCAUUCCUACCUGCAGCGCGUUGCUUCCGAACGUGGGUCUCGUCGAUCGACCUUUGGGGCGGCAUCGAGUAUUGAUCGCAGCAAUACAGACUCUCCACCCGGCUCUCCAGGACCACCUGCCUGUCCUACCUCAGUACUCAUCCUCGUACUCCAUGCAGGCAGUGUGUUGGAUGCAAAUGUAGAUCUGGCGGCCAAGAAGUCCGACAUUACGACAUUCCGCGGAGCUUUUGAGUCUGUUAUGCGGCAGCACUAUCCCUCAAUGGUGGGACAUGUUGCCAUUAGGCUCGUUCCGUGCCCAUCUGUAUGCACUGAUGCCCUCGGGAUACUCUCGAGCCUCAGUCCGUACUCAUUUGAUUCGUCCCCCUCGACGACGGACUCCCCGAAUAUGACUGACGUGCCAAUUGGGGCCAUCCCAUUGCUCACGACAUGCACCCAGGAAUUCCAGGAUGCUGUCAAUCAAGCUGUGACUGCUGCCAAUCUCGCCUAUUCGGAUUUCCAGCGCUGCGAGGAAGGAUGCGGCUUUGCGGGGCAGGUUGUUCUCAUUGGGGACUCAAUGGGGGGCAUUUUGGCCUAUGAUGCCCUUUGUCGCUCCUAUGGGCGGCUGGGCAGUGAUGCCAGUGCUCUGGACUUUGAAGAUCGUAUCGUGGACAAUGAGCACGAUGCUGCACGUCUGCUGAUGGCUCCAUCGCCACGGAGACGUUCAUCGUCCAUCAAUGAGGCGCGUUUGCCGAAAUUUCAAUUUGAAGUUGGUGAUUUAUUCCUCUUCGGCAGCCCGUUGGCCAUUGUCCUGGCAGCUAGGAAGUUAAGUGAUGCGAAUUAUGGGUCAGAGAGGCCACAAUGUACACAAGUUUACAAUCUCUUCCACCCAACGGAUCCCGUUGCAUCGCGCCUUGAGCCACUCAUCAGUGCGAGAUUCUCCAUGCUUGCACCCAUCAAUGUACCCCGAUAUGCCAAGUAUCCACUCGGAAAUGGACAGCCCUAUCAUCUCUUGGAGCUAAUCCAGUCAAGUCCUCAACUCUUUAGCGAUGGACUCCACACGAGAAGACUCUCAGAUAGUUCCCUCCAAAGCACCGUUUCCGGAAUGAUUGAUAAUGUUCCUCUAGCCACUAUUAAUACUCUUCAGCACCGCUGGUGGGGCUCCAAGAGGCUCGACUAUGCUCUCUACUGUCCAGAAGGGUUGAGUAACUUCCCAGCUAAUGCGCUUCCACAUCUCUUCCAUGCUAGCUACUGGGAAAGUAGUGAUGUGAUUGCCUUUAUUCUACGCCAAAUUGGUCGCUUUGAUUCCACAACACUUGCCGCUGGGGAGGAGAAGGAGGUGACAUCCUUCCGACCAGGGCAGCCGCGUGAGAAGUGGAUUAAGAAGCGCACGUCUGUGAAGCUAAAGAACGUAACAGCCAAUCAUCGUGCCAAUGAUGUGAUUGUCAAGGAGGGGGAGCCACAGAAGCUCCUGGCACGCUUUAUGUAUGGCCCAUUGGAUAUGAUUACGCUGGCUGGGGAACGUGUGGAUGUGCACAUAAUGCGUGAUCCACCAGGUGGGGAAUGGAUGCACGUCACGACUGAGGUUACGGAUAAAACGGGAAGGAUUCAGGUUACCUUGGAACGUGAUAAGGCCAUGGGGUAUGGGAUUUAUCCGGUGAAGAUGGUUGUCCGGGGAGAUCAUACAGCUGUGGAUUUCUACUUGGCCGUCAUUCCGCCGUGCACGGAGUGUGUGGUGUUCAGCAUUGAUGGGAGUUUUACGGCAUCAAUGUCAGUCACGGGACGUGAUCCAAAGGUUCGUGCAGGAGCGGUGGAUGUCUGCCGGCACUGGCAGGAACUUGGGUAUUUGCUGAUCUUCAUCACAGGACGACCGGAUAUGCAGCAACAGCGUGUUCUGUCGUGGCUGAGUCAGCACAACUUCCCACAUGGACUGGUAUCCUUUGCAGACGGUUUGAGCACAGAUCCACUGGGCCAUAAGACAGCAUACCUCAAUAAUCUCAUCCAGAAUCACGGGGUGAUCAUCCACACAGCCUACGGCAGCAGCAAGGACAUCAGUGUGUACACAAACAUCGGGCUGAAGCCGAAGCAGAUCUACAUUGUGGGGAAAGUGAGCAAGAAGCUCCAGGCACAGGCUACAUGCCUCUCAGAGGGCUACGCGCAGCACUUGAGCAGCCUCCUGGCGCACGGUGGUUCACGUCCGGCACAGGGGAAUGCGCGCAUGGUCAUCCCACGGGGGUGCUUCAACCUUCCCGGACAAGCGAGGCGGAGGAGUAAGGACGCAGGCGGUGCUGGGCUCCCGCUGGCGUCUCCCAUCCGCAGUGGCUACCUUAAGCGGAAAUCCUAUCUCAGUCAUGUCUAAAUUUUAUCUCUAUAAGUGUCAUUGCCGAGUGAUUCCUUCAUUUUAUUGUCACACAGUACCUGGGCUCAGAAGACUGUAUCUUUCCUGUUCGAUGGCAGAAUUGAAAAAAAAACAUUAAAAAAUUAAUGUAAAGGAGUACUAAAAAAAACUUUAAGUCAAAAAGAUGCUUCCAUUUCUAUGAUAAAAAAAUACACGCGCGGGUCUCUCCUCCCGCACACGGGAUUGCCCCUCAAAAAAAAAAAAAUGAAAAAAACAUGAUAAAUUCUAACAGCAAUCUCGCCUUUUUCUCCAAAAACCAAAAAAUUAUUAAAUGUUGUGGUAAAAAAAAAUUGGAAAAAAGAAUAUUUUGAAGAAACUAAAAGAAAAAAAUUCUAGUUGAAAUUGAUGAUUCUCUAUUAUAUGUGUAAUACUCGUUAGGUAUUAAAAAAAAGAAGAAGAAGCAUUGAACAGAGGAGAAAAACCAUUGAAAAAAAAGUUGUUAAACAAAAAUAAAAUUGUGUAUUUUGUGAAAAAGAAAUUGUAGAAAAAAACCAAAAGAAAACAAAAAAUUGAGCUAAAAACGAGGAGUCUCUUUGAAAAAAAAAAAAAAAAACUUGCUCUCUAAAUGUUGUUAGUUGUUAGGGAACCUGCGGGUCUGGGAACCACAUAAAUUAUAUACAUACUUAGAAUUUUAAAAUGCAAACAGAAAGGUUUUUGACGGUAAAAAAAAGGAAAAUAUUUUGCAUGAAGGAAAGAGAGAAUUUUUAAAGAAAAAAAAAGAAUGAAGAAGAAAGAUAUUUUGGGUAGAGAAUUUUAGGUAAAAGACGGUGAUUUGUGAAGAAUUUGAUGCAGGAAAAUUGGCAUUUUAGUGUGUCCUAAAUGUAAAUUUUGUUAUGAGGAAACAGAGAUGAUUAUAUUUGUAAAUGU
This is a messenger RNA of Lutzomyia longipalpis, 5096 nucleotides long. It is a transcript of the gene rdgB, whose product is annotated as protein retinal degeneration B. The record is from RefSeq and is a predicted model, not a curated record. Gene Ontology annotation, cellular component: cytoplasm. The transcript is spliced from 10 exons. The coding region runs from base 576 to 4190 and encodes 1204 amino acids. Lineage: Eukaryota; Metazoa; Arthropoda; Insecta; Diptera; Psychodidae. Gene Ontology annotation, biological process: phospholipid transport. Gene Ontology annotation, molecular function: phosphatidylinositol binding; metal ion binding; phosphatidylinositol transfer activity.